UUAAAAUGUAUUUUAUGUUAGUUUGUUAGCUUUUGAAAUGUAAUUCUAAAUUUGAAGAUUAUGGUGAUCUUGUACAAUGUAAGUGUGGCGACACAUUUUCUGACACAUCCGAAACGGCUCUCAAUUAGCCAGCAUUCCGGCUAAGGGAGAUAGCCUACGGGGGUUUGUGAGUACGUGUCUUUUGCAGCAUCUGCGUCCAUGGGGGCUGGGUUGAGGGAGGCUUAGAAGCAAGGCUGUUUAGUUCGAAUAAAGUUAUUCGACUGCAGUUUACUGACUGCCUGAACACACCGCUGCAACGUGUUUUUAUCGCUAUUAAUAUACGUCACCACUGCCAAUACCUGACACCCGCCAGUGCGCGAUUUCUUUAAUUUUUCGAUCCAAGGUAAGCCAACUAUGGAGAAUUCUAAAAAAAGAAAAGUGACUGAAGAAAACAGAACGUUUAAUGAUACGUGGACAGAUUCAUUUGCUUUCACUGUUGACGAGACUGGUUUACCGGUAUGCUUAAUAUGCAAUGAGAAACUAGCAAACAACAAAAAGUCAAAUGUCGCAAGGCAUUUCCAGAGUAAACACGCAGCCUUUGCUCAAAAAUAUCCGGAUGGAGAUGAGAGAAAAAAAGCCGUUUCGGAACUGAUGCGGAAGGUUGAUCUGAGCAAAAAUCAUUUCCAGAAAUGGAUGAAGUCAGGAAAAUCAAUAUAUUGCCGCUCAGGAAAUAGUCAGGCACGGGAAGCAGUUUACAGAUGGUGAAUAUAUAAAAGAAUCUUUCAUUAAGAUUUCAGAACAUCUAUUCACGGACUUUAAAAACAAGAGUGAAAUUGUGCAGAAAAUCAGGGAUAUGCCCCUCUCUGCAAAGACUGUCAAAGACAGAACCAUAAAAAUGGCAGAAGACAUCACAAGACAGCAAAUUAAAGACAUCAAUUCAGCUGUGGCCUACUCGAUUGCCUGUGACGAGUCUAAAGACAAAGGCGAUAUUGAACAAAUAGCGUUGUUCUGCCGGUAUGUAAACUCUGCCGGGCCACAGGAAGAACUGAUUGAGUUGAUACCUCUAAAAGACCAAACACGGGGGGAGGACAUCUGUGAGGCUGUCUUGAAUUGUUUAAGAGCCAAAGGAAUAAAGACCACCCAUCUGGUGUCAGUAGCUACUGAUGGGGCUCCGAAUAUGACGGGAACGCACAAGGGAUUUGUGGCUUUACUGCAGAAGUCGCUGGACAGAAAGCUGUUGACUUUUCACUGCAUCUUGCACCAAGAGGCACUGUGCGCUCAAACAUUUCCUCCGGAAUGCACAGAAGUAAUGGAUGUUGUCAUUCAGAUUGUCAAUAAAAUAAUGGCAAAAAGUUUAAAUCACCGUCAAUUCCGUUUGUUACUGGACGAGAUGGAAAGCGCAUAUUCUGAUCUCCUGCUGCACAACAAAGUCCGGUGGCUGUCCAAAGGGGAGGUGCUGAAACGCUUUGUCGCGUGUCUGGAAGAAGUGAAAACUUUCCUGGGCAGCAAAGGGCUCAACUUUCCUGAGCUGGAACAGCCAGGGUGGCUGGAAAAGCUACACUUCAUGGUAGACAUGACAGCGCACCUGAACACGCUGAACACAGCUCUUCAGGGGAAAGGACGCACAGCCCUGCACAUGUUGGAGGAUGUCUUGGCAUUCGAGCGCAAGUUGACAGUGCUUGCCAGAGAUUUACAGAAAGGCACUUUGUCUCACUUCCCCAAUUUGAGAGAGUUCAAACAAGGUCACGACAUGAUAAUUUCGGAGUAUUUACAUUCUGCAAUCAUCGCAAUGCAAACAUCGUUUGGGAAACGCUUCUGUGAGUUCAGAAAGGAAAAAAACACAUUAUCCUUCCCGGUCACUCCCUUAAGCAUCGAUCCUUCCCUACUGAAUACGACUGCAUUGGCAGGUGUGAGUCAACCUGAUCUUGAGAUGGAACUGGCCGACAUAGCCGACAAAGACAUAUGGGUGUCCAAGUUUAGACGCUUGACAGCAGACCUUGAAGAUGUUGCCCGUCAGAAGGCCGUUCUUGCUCAGAAUCACAAAUGGAGUGAUAUUGAAAACCUUCCAAAUCCGGACCAACUUGUGUUUGAAACAUGGAAUGCUGUGCCCGACAUUUAUGUAAACAUGAAAAAGUAUGCGCUUGGAGUCCUGUCGAUCUUUGGAUCCACAUAUGUAUGUGAGCAGGUGUUCUCCAACAUGAACUUUAUUAAAAACAAACAUCGCGCACGCCUCACAGAUGACAGCUUGCGAUCCUGUGUAAAGAUGAAGGUGACGUCAUACAGCCCUGAUGUGCAGACGCUGUGCGCUGAGGUCCAGGAGCAGAAAUCCCAUUAACCAAGAUGACAGCUGGCUGACGUUAUUUUUGGUUUGCUGCUGGCGGAAAAUUUAAGUUCGGCGUUUUUCAUAAAUACAAGAAGGACUCAAAUAGACAUUGAGUAUUUUACUUAAAAGUAACUUUCAACCCAACGUCUUUUUUUCGGAGUUCAAAAUGUUUUUGUUGCAUGCAGAAAUGUAAUUUCGUUUUCUCUGCAGGAGUUCAUCAAUUUCAUAAAUGCAACACAUUAUAGUUUGUUUAUACAUAGCAUAAAGGCAAAAAAAACGUUGUAUGCAGUGUUAUUUCAUUUUAAAUGUCAAACGGGUUUUGCGGCUCCCAGUGUUUUCUUUUCUGUGGGAAACGGGUCCAAGUGGCUCUUUCAGUGGUAAAGGUUGCUGACCCCUGGCCUAGAGGAACAUACAGACUCCUUACAGACAGCGGAGGAACUGAACCUGGGUUGCUGGUGUUGUGAUAGUGUUACACUCACUGCUACACCACCAUGCCACACUGGGUCUGGCUCUGGGAAGGAGAUGGAAAAGUCAGGAAGGGAAGGUGGAAGAAGAAGGAGAGUGCUGGCGAUAGGGGAUUCAAAUGCCACUAAAUGCAUAAACACUGCUAAAACAACUUUAAAUCAUUUAUUUAUAAAGAUGAGCCUCAGCCUUCAAAUUUUAAAUAGACCUUCUAUUCUCCUGAAACCUUCAUUAUUAUGUUCAUUACCAUUAUGUUCAAUUGAAUUAGGCAUAAUGCAAAAUUAUGCAAUUAAUCAACAAACAUUCAAAGCAAUUUAUUGAAACUGAUGUAUAAUUGUUCACAUUUUCCACAUUUUGAGAUGAACUGUUCAAAUUUACAUUCUUUGGGCAUAAGAAACUAGCUCAAAUAAAACAUUUGAAUGCUGGCCAGUGUCCAAGAGGGCUCUUUUUAAUAAUGUAGUCUCCUUUGAGGUAAUUGCUAAAACUUGUUCUGUGGCGGUGCUAAAGUGUAGGAAAUCAUAUGUAGCUCUGCUGGCCAGUGUUGGGAAGUUGCACAGGAUCACUUCAUCUAGUAAAGUGACCUUCUUUUAUUGGUAAAGGGUGAGACCAGAUCAGAUUAUUUGAAAAUCCCAGCAAAAACGAUUCCAAUUGUUCAAUUUGCCUAGUUGAAAUGCUGCAGGACCUUAGCAGGUCAGGCAGCAUUUAUGGAAAGGAAUAAAGAGCUGGUAUUUCUGGCCAUACCCUGGUGGGUCCUUAGCCCGAAAUGUUGACUUUUUAUUCCUUUCCAUAGACGCUGCCUGACCUGCUGAGUUGCUCUUGUUCCAUGAUACCAAUAGCUCCCAGAGCAGCUUGGUAGUGUAAUGGUUAGCAUAACAUUUUACAGCACUGUCAGCAAGGAGUUUGCACAUUCUCCCUGUGGCCGUAUAGGCUUCCUCCCAGUUUCCUCCCAAUUCCAAAGAGCUAUGGGAUAGGAUUAGUAAGUUGUGGGCAUGCUAUGCUGGCACCAGAAAUGUGGUGAAACUUGCAGGCUGUCCUCAGCUCAUACUGUGCUGGAAUUUAACAUAAAAUGGUGCAUUUCAUUGUAUGUUUUGAUGUUUCAAUAUACACGUGACAAAUAAAGCUAAUCUUUAUACUGACUGUCAAUAUUCCAUUCAUCUGAUGUACUUCUUGCCGCUUU
Hypanus sabinus (Atlantic stingray) is the source of this 3941-nucleotide messenger RNA. RefSeq names its product general transcription factor II-I repeat domain-containing protein 2A-like. The record is from RefSeq and is a predicted model, not a curated record. Bases 833 to 2314 code for a protein of 493 amino acids. Lineage: Eukaryota; Metazoa; Chordata; Chondrichthyes; Myliobatiformes; Dasyatidae. The transcript is spliced from 2 exons.